CGAAUCCAGUCGUGACGACAUGGACGGUUCCGUCCGACCCAGUCACCGUUGGCCUCUCCUUCUGCCUUGAAUUCUGUCCAGGUCUCCUCUCACGUCGUGUAACCCUAGUGCCUCUUUCCUCCAAGGCAGCUCACCUUGGGGCUUCUUGAAAUUUGUCGCAGAGACUUGCAACCUGUCGGCUGUCAGUCGAUUUCUGGAAUUCAAGCCUCAAGCCAGUCUGAGGACCCUCCACUCCAUUCUGUCUAUUUACUGAAGCCCUCGCCGUUCUCCCGUAUUCCUUUGUGAAACGAACUAUGUCUUAGAAUUUCAUGUAAACGUCGGGUUGACCGUGCUCGAUACCGAGGGGUUGCCGGAAACAUCGAAUUUCCUCAACCAGCCGUCGCAUUUCCGUCGCAAGAGUUCGUCAGCGGCGCUAUGGGUAACUGCUUUUCGUCCGUCCACGACGACUACGUCCUCUCGGCGCGCAUGCGACGCCGCAAAACGCGGAUAAAGAGGGACGUCGGGACGGGGAUAUCACCCGGAAAGGGGAGGAAAGACGAGCAGUCGGAAAGCGACCCAUUUUCAGGCGGCAUGCCGUACAGCAGGGAGAGGGAGCGGCGCGCCAAGGCUUAUCUGGAGGCCGAAGAGCAGCGGGACCGCCAGCUGGCACGUCUGACCAAUCGGAGGACAUCGAAUGGAUUUUUGCCACGUGUGCGUGCCACGUCAGACCGUGGCCUUGCACACUGUGGAUGCAACAGCAGCAGCAGUGACAGCUGUAGUAGCAGCAGCAUCACUAGCAGCGGCAGCAUCAACACCAGCAGCAGCAGCAGCAGCAGCAGUGAUGGUGGUGGGAUCCAGUUGCACUGCAGCAUGCAUUCCCUGGGCGGGCAGAAGGGACUCAACCAAGACGCUAUGGUGGUCUGGCAGUCCUUCGCAGGCCCCUCAUCCGUCCUCUGCGCCGUGAUGGACGGCCACGGCCGCUUCGGCCACACAGUGUCGGCCCGAGUGCGGGAUUCGCUGCCGUCCGUGCUCGCACAGCGCCUUGACCUGCAGCUCCACCACCAUCCGGGCGUCGAUGGUGCGCGAGGCAGCACCUCAGCUCUGCACCACCAGCUCCACCACCCGAGCCUAGGGAGUGCAGACGCGUCCCAGAUCGCGGCAGUGGAAGGUGCAUGCGUCGCGCUCAAAGGGACGGAGGGUACUUCUCACUCCUACCCCACAUCACCAUGUGCAGCAGCAGCAGAUGACAAUGAUUUCGCACAGGCGGCGCCCACAGGGGCGGUGGCUCAGCAGCAGUGGCAGGAGGCGGUCUGCUGCGCGUUUGAGGCCGUUGAUCGCGAGGUGAAGCUGCAUCCGGCCGUUGAUCCUCUCAUCAGUGGCAGCACGGCUGUGGUGGCCAUGGUUCAACACUCCCACCUAUUCCUCGCCAACCUCGGCGAUUCCCGCGCCGUUCUCGCCAGACGGGCACAGCCAGAUACUCCAUGCCAUGCCACCUCAGCUGACUCCUCUGCUGACGUGGCUCCCUGUCAUGCUGCCACGCUGGCCAAGGCAGCUCAACCCACUGCAAUCAGUCCAAUCCGCGACGACCAAUCAAACGAGCCGGAACCACUGCCUGCCAGCUGUCGCGCUCUCGAAGCCGUUGCUCUGACCGCCGACCACAAGUGCUCCGAUCCGGCGGAGGCUGCCCGGAUCCGGAAACUGGGCGGUAGAGUGGCGGCACUAGAGGACGAAAAGCACAUCAUGCGGAUCUGGCUGCCCAAUGAGAUGGCGCCUGGCCUCGUCACGUCCCGGGCGGUGGGGGAUUUUCUGCUGAAAGGAUAUGGAGUGAUAAGCGAACCGGAUGUUACCGUGUUACGUGUCAAAGAUGGGGAUGAAUUCGUUAUCCUGGCAACAGACGGGGUCUGGGACGUCCUGUCUCAUGACGAGGCAGUCUCUAUCGUCGCCACGUCACCAUCCCCUGCCACGUCAGCAGAAUGCCUGGUGACGUCAGCGGAGCAGGCCUGGGCGGCUAAGUAUCCGAAGGCUCGGCGAGACGACUGCACUGCUGUGGUGCUGUUUUUCCGAAGCUCCCUGCCAAACCUGAUGCCGCCGGACCUGUCACGUCCAGGCUCGGGAGAAGCCGCGAGAAAGGUUGGGCAGUGCGUCGCAUUGGAAGCUGCAUCCGUUAGUGCGACCCGAGAAGAAAUCAGCGGGACACACUCUCUUAUGCGCCGCCAAGGUAGCACUUGUUCGGCAGUGCCUCAUGCACCAACAGCAUGCGAGCACGCAUCAUGCGAUGAGGAACAGGAGAGGCCGGCUUGUGAUCCAUUACAGGACGAGAGAUCAGCAUUGCCAGCAGUGUUGCCAGCAGCGUUGCCAGCAGCGUUGCCAGCAGUGCUGUCGGCCUGUGGCGCAUCCGACGCCAUGUGCCAGAGCAGCUGCAGAACCACCCCCAUGAAUUCCCCCCAACCCCAACCCGUGGUUUUUGACCGCCUCGAUCAAAGCCAAGGUGCCCAUAGCAGCAGCAGCAGCAGCCUCAGAAGGAGCAGGAGCAGUAUCACUGGCAGUAACAGCCGCAGUAACAGUAAGAGGAAGAGUUGCACAAGUGAAGACCUCAGUGAGCAAAGCACUGGGGUACUUGAGUUGCCUCUGGAGCCUGCCUGUGACUACAGUGAAGGUGCUGCUGCCACUGCCGCCACUGCUGCCGCCACCGCUGCAGCCACUGCUUCCACCACCGCUGCAGCCACUGCUGCCGCCACCACUGCAGCCACUGCCGCUGCCUCUGCUGCCGCCACCGCUGGUGUCUCUGCUGCAGGCACUGCGACAGUAGCGAUCACAGCCACAGAUUUGCCUGUCCUUGCAGCAGUGCCUGCAGUCAAAGCAACGACUGUCGGCACCAUUCGUAGCUGCGCCGCCAGCAGCCAUGCAAGCACGCAUACUAUGGGACCCUGUCGGGAGGCGGAGGCAGCAGCAGACGCAGCGACAGAGGCAGCUGUAGAGGCAGCUGCAGAGGCAGCGGCAGAGGGAGAGGCAAAGGUGGGGGCAAUGAUUGCAGAUGAGGGCUCCGCAGCCUCGGAGUCAGAUGCAGGUUUGGUUGCAGAGCAGUGCUUUUCCGAGCGUCACCGGGAUGUGGGGUUCAGAGAUGACGAUGAGGAAUCAAAUGUGGAUUCUGAGUUGGCUGAGCAGUGCUUUGCUAAGCGGCACGGGGAUGCGGUGUUUACAGAUGAAGGGCUGAGAUUCCACCGCAAUGACACGGUGGGUGAUCUGGCAGCGCUUGAUUGGCAGGAUGAGCAGGUUCUGGCUAAGAGGAUGCUGGAGAGGUGUGGGGUGAAGGAGGGGGGGCAGGGAGAGAAGAAGAGAGGAAGAUGAGGUGGAGGGGUAAGAAGGGAAGGCGAGGGAAGGGGGGAUGAAGCAUUGAUGUACAGUGGUAAAAGAGAGGUGAAUGGGAGGGGUGAGGACUGUAUGGGGUGAUUUGAGUUGAGAUGUGACAACGGACUUGCUACUUCUGAGUUGCUCAGGAAUAUUCUGACUGGCGGCCGUGGGUGCAUUGUCCGGGGGAGUUGCGGUAAGCAGCAUUGGAUGGACCACCACGUGUACAUGCGUGGCGAUGUAAGUUAUUGGAUGCUAAAGCUAGUGUAUAUUUCUCAACUUGUCACUAAGACAUGACUACAGUGCACUGUUCAUGUCUUCACAGGGCAGUAUGAUAUAAUUGUGACUGGAUUGUCUUGUCAGGCGUAAAACCUGCAGCACCGCAGUGUACCGCUGUAAC
Closterium sp. NIES-67 is the source of this 3727-nucleotide messenger RNA. NCBI's taxonomy places the organism in Eukaryota, Viridiplantae, Streptophyta, Zygnematophyceae, Desmidiales, Closteriaceae. The record is from the annotation of a GenBank genome assembly.